Molecule: messenger RNA, 1401 nt
Organism: Hibiscus syriacus
Lineage: Eukaryota; Viridiplantae; Streptophyta; Magnoliopsida; Malvales; Malvaceae
Product: signal recognition particle 54 kDa protein, chloroplastic-like
Exons: 1
Coding region: 1-1401 (466 amino acids)
Biological process (GO): SRP-dependent cotranslational protein targeting to membrane
Cellular component (GO): signal recognition particle
Molecular function (GO): GTPase activity; 7S RNA binding; GTP binding
Source: RefSeq, a predicted model, not a curated record
AUGGGAAAGAGUGUGACUCAAUUCAUUAGAAGUUUCGAAGUUCAUAAUGUCAAGCAUUACAUAAAUGUAACAAGAGAUUUGGAGUUUGACACGUUACAACCCAAUCGAAAGUUAUGGCUUGGCCUUCGUCGCAAUCCAAAAAAUUUCCAAAAAGAAACACGAGGGGUUGUGAGAGCUGAAAUGUUUGGUCAAUUGACAAGUGGCCUAGAAGUUUCUUGGAUCAAACUUAAAGGAGAUGAGGUUUUGACAAAUGAAAAUAUUAUGGGACCAAUGUGUGACAUUAGAAGAGCACUUUUUGAAGUAGAUGCGAGUCUUGUUAUUAGACAGGUUGUCCAAGCUAUAAGUGACCUGGUUGUGGGAGUUGUUUUAUUUCAAGGGGUGAACCCGAAUCAACAAUUAUUUAAAAUUGUACGUGAUGAGUUGAUAAAAGUGAUGGGAGAACAGGUUAUUGAAUUUGUGUUUACAAAUUUUGGUGGUGCACCAGCCGGGAAAAGUGUACUUCAAUCUCACACUUUUUCUAUGAGUAUAAAUGUGUUUUUCAGAGUUCUUAACAAUGUUAGCUUGGCUUUCGGGCAUGCUGAAACAGAGAGACUAUCCCUCAUAACAACAUUUGUCCCUGAUAUUGAUGAAUCAAUUUGCAAAUUGGUGAAACAACUCUAUAAGCUUGUGGACAUUCAUGAGGUACAAGAUAGUAACCAGUUGUCAUUGGCUGAACGAGAAUUGAUGUUAACAAUGAUUUUUGUGAAUGUUGCUGCUCGACAAGAUGUCCUUAACAUGACCGACAUAUUUAAAGUCACGACAUUCAAUGUUGAGAUAGGGAUUGUAGGUGCCAUUUUAACAAAGCUAGAUAGAGGUUCUAGAGAUGAUGCAGCUUUGAGUGAUAAAGAGCUGUCCGGAAAGCCAAUCAAACUUGCAGGAUAUGGAGAGCACAUGGAGGACCUUAAACUUUUCUAUUUUGAUCGAAUGGUUGGAUGCCUCUCGGGGGUGGGAGAUGUUUUCUCAUUGGUUGAGAAGGCACAAGAAGUUAUAUGCCAAGAAGAUGCUGAAAAUUUGCAAAGGAAGAUAAGGAGUACAAAGUUUGACCUCAAUUAUUUCUUAAAGCAGACUCAUGCAAUUACUCGGAUGAGUUCUCUGACUCGUGUUAUUGGUAUGAUUCCUGGUAAGGGAAAGGUUACCUCAGCCCAAGUUCGAGAAGUAGAGAAGAAUUUAAACUUAAGGGAGUCGAUGUUUGAAGUCAUGUUAACGCAUUCAUCAACAAGAAGUCACUCCACUAUCUUUGUUGGAAAAACAAAUCGUGUUCAACAUCUUCUUCGAACCUUGAGGACAAGGUUCCUCUACAAGAGAGGGAUUGAUGAUGCACAAUUGUUGAUGCACGUAUAUCUCAUAGAUAUAAUUAUUUAA